AUUAAAAUCUAAUUAGAAGUAAUAUAAUUCAGUCAUAACGUGUAUUUGGCUGACAGUGUUGAACUGUGUACGCAAACGGUCCAGAUUCUCUUCCACAUUUUGUCCAGUCUUCAUAAAGGAAAAUGGCAGCGAAACGUAUUGCUCUCCUAAGUGUCUCCGACAAAACCGGUCUAAUUGAUUUGGGGCAGAGUCUUGCCGCGCUUGGUUUCAGAUUGGUCGCCAGUGGUGGCACUGCCACUGCUUUGCGCAAUGUUGGUCUGGCUGUGGAUGAUGUCUCCGACAUAACUGGCGCACCAGAAAUGCUGGGAGGACGCGUUAAGACCUUGCAUCCUGCCGUGCAUGCUGGCAUACUGUCACGCACCACCGAAAGCGAUCUUGCUGAUAUGAAGAAGCAAAACUUCGAUUUGGUCAGCGUGGUUGUGUGCAAUCUGUAUCCAUUUGUGAACACUGUCUCCAAACCUGAUGUAACAGUGGCCGAUGCUGUUGAGAAUAUUGAUAUUGGCGGUGUCACUUUGCUACGUGCUGCAGCUAAAAAUCACGCACGUGUCACGGUGAUCUGUGAGGCUAGCGACUAUGCGAAGGUGCUUGGCGAGAUCAAGGAGCAUGGCGAUACCUCCUUGGAGACUAGAAAAGUUUUGGCGCUCAAAGCCUUCACACACACCGCCACUUACGACGAUGCAAUUUCCGAUUACUUCCGUAAGCAAUACUCUUCCGGCGUGUCGCAGCUCAACUUACGUUAUGGCAUGAAUCCACAACAGAAACCCGCACAGCUCUUCACACAACUAGAGUCACUUCCACUAAAGGUGGUCAACGCUUCGCCGGGAUUCAUCAAUUUAUGUGAUGCGCUUAACGGCUGGCAACUUGUGCGCGAACUGAAGAGUGCACUCAACUUGCCCGCCGCAACCAGUUUCAAGCACGUCUCACCGGCUGGCGCAGCCGUCGGCAUACCAUUGAGUCGUGAGCAAGCCAAGCUGUGCAUGGUAGAGGAUCUGUACGACAGCUUGACACCGUUGGCCACCGCGUAUGCGCGUGCACGUGGUGCCGAUCGCAUGUCCUCAUUCGGCGACUUUGUGGCGUUGUCCGACGUUUGUGACGCCGUGACUGCAAGAAUCAUCUCACGCGAGGUGUCCGAUGGUAUUAUUGCGCCCGGUUAUGAGCCCGCUGCAUUGGAGAUAUUGAAGAAGAAGAAGAACGGCGCCUAUUGCAUACUGCAAAUGGAUCCCGAUUAUGAGCCCAGCGCGCUAGAACGCAAAACCAUUUUCGGUUUAACUUUGGAACAGAAACGUAAUGACGCCGUUAUUGAUGCCGCAUUAUUCUCGAAUGUGGUUACGGAGAACAACACACUGCCGGAGCAUGCCAUACGCGAUUUGAUUGUGGCCACCAUUGCGCUGAAGUUCACACAAAGUAAUUCCGUUUGCUAUGCACGCGAUGGCCAAGUCAUCGGCAUUGGUGCGGGCCAACAAUCGCGCAUACACUGCACACGUUUGGCCGGCGAGAAGGCCGACAAUUGGUGGCUGCGUCAGCACCCACGUGUUGCCGGAAUGAAAUUCAAGGCGGGCGUCAAGCGUGCGGAAAUCUCGAAUGCCAUCGAUAACUAUGUGAACGGCACUGUGGGCAAGGACAUGCCGCUCAGCCAGUUCGAAGCGAUGUUCGAGGAGGUGCCCGCACAAUUGUCGGUUCAAGAGAAAGCCGAUUGGCUGCAACAAUUGGAUGGCGUCUCUUUGGGUUCCGAUGCCUUCUUCCCAUUCCGUGAUAAUAUCGAUCGCGCUAAAUUGAGCGGUGUGUCAUAUAUCGGCAGUCCGGCUGGUUCCACCAAUGAUGCCGGCGUUAUUGCCGCCUGCAAUGAGCACGGCAUUGUGUUGGCUCACACGAAUUUGCGUCUAUUCCAUCAUUGAUAAGCAAUAAGCAAUUUUAUUAAGCCAAUUGUGCCCCCACAUAUUGUUAAACAUAAUCCUCUUAGUGACAGUAAGCAACGGAAAUUCUAUAUACAAAUAUACAAACCUAUUUUUUCUAAACCA
Zeugodacus cucurbitae (melon fly) is the source of this 2018-nucleotide messenger RNA. RefSeq names its product bifunctional purine biosynthesis protein ATIC. The record is from RefSeq and is a predicted model, not a curated record. The transcript is spliced from 6 exons. The coding region runs from base 123 to 1895 and encodes 590 amino acids. Gene Ontology annotation, cellular component: cytosol. Gene Ontology annotation, molecular function: phosphoribosylaminoimidazolecarboxamide formyltransferase activity; IMP cyclohydrolase activity. NCBI's taxonomy places the organism in Eukaryota, Metazoa, Arthropoda, Insecta, Diptera, Tephritidae. Gene Ontology annotation, biological process: 'de novo' IMP biosynthetic process.